This is a messenger RNA of Ornithorhynchus anatinus (platypus), 1976 nucleotides long. RefSeq names its product ALG1 chitobiosyldiphosphodolichol beta-mannosyltransferase (gene ALG1). The transcript has 13 exons. Gene Ontology annotation, molecular function: mannosyltransferase activity. Gene Ontology annotation, cellular component: endoplasmic reticulum. The record is from RefSeq and is a predicted model, not a curated record. Bases 28 to 1422 code for a protein of 464 amino acids. Lineage: Eukaryota; Metazoa; Chordata; Mammalia; Monotremata; Ornithorhynchidae.
CGGGAGCAGGUGAGGCCGCCUCCCAAGAUGGCGGAGGCCGGCGCGGCCUGGUUCGCGCUGGCGGGCGGCGGCGGGGGGCUGGUCCUGCUGCUGCUCGUGCUCGUGCGGCGGGGGCGGCGGCCCCGGCACGUGUGCGUGGUGGUGCUGGGGGACGUGGGCCGCAGCCCCCGGAUGCAGUAUCACGCGCUGGCCCUGGCCAAGCGCGGCUUCGCCGUUACCCUGCUCGGCUUCCGGGGUUCCAAGCCCCACGAUGCUCUCUUACACUGUGAGAGAAUUAGGAUUGUGCCUCUGGCGGAGGUCAAGAGGCUCCCAGCUGGGCCCCAGAUCCUUCAGUAUGCCGUCAAAGUCGCUCUUCAAGCCCUGCAGCUUCUGUGGGCCCUCCUGAAGACAGAUCCUGCUGUUUACAUUUUCCUCCAGAAUCCCCCUGGCUUGCCCAGCAUCGCCGUCACCUGGGCAGUGUGCUGCCUGCGUGGAAGCAAGCUGGCCAUAGACUGGCACAAUUAUGGCUACACCAUCCUGGGCUUGACGCAUGGACCCAGACACCCCAUCGUCCAGCUGGCCAUGUGGUACGAAAAACUGUUUGGGCGUUUGUCAGACCUGAACUUAUGUGUGACCAAUGCGAUGAGGGAAGACCUGGCGAGGAGCUGCAACAUCAGGGCGGUGACAGUUUAUGACAGGCCAGCCUCUUUCUUUAAGGAGACACCCCUGGAAUUACAGCAUGAGCUCUACAUGAAACUGGGCCUCACUCACGCCCCGUUCAGAGCACGCGGGGCGCCCCUGGAGCCAGCCAUCCAGAGAUCUGCCUUCACCGAGCGAGACACCCGCAGUGGGAGCGUGAGCCACCUGGAGGGGCGGCCGGCCCUGUUGGUCAGCAGCACGAGCUGGACAGAGGAUGAAGAUUUUUCCAUCCUCCUCAAAGCACUGGAAAGAUUUGAUCAGUUGAGCAGUGAAGGAGUGAGCCUCCCAUCUCUGGUGUGUGUGAUAACAGGCAAAGGGCCUCUCAAGGACCAUUACAGCCACAUCAUCAGUCAGCUGAGCCUCAAAAACGUACAGAUCUGCAUGCCGUGGCUGGAAGCUGAGGAUUACCCCCUGCUCCUGGGAUCGGCAGAUCUGGGAGUUUGUCUUCACAAAUCCUCCAGUGGUUUGGAUCUGCCCAUGAAAGUGGUGGAUAUGUUUGGCUGCUGUUUACCUGUCUGCGCCGUGCACUUCCAAUGCCUACAUGAGCUUGUGAAACAUGAAGAAAAUGGCCUGAUCUUUAAGGAUUCUGAGGAACUAACAGCUCAGCUAAAGAUGCUCUUCUCGGGAUAUCCUAAUCCUGCUGGCAAACUUCACCUGUUUAGGACAAACCUGCGGUUGUCCAAGCAGUUACGCUGGGAUGAGAGCUGGGAGCAAACGGUGCUCCCUUUACUUCACGAAUUUUGACUGUUUCCUCCCCAGUGCCAUUUGUGUGGAGAUGAAAAACUGGCACCUGAAGACUCAGUCUGAUGCCCGAGCCCCGGAGGGUACCACGCCAAAUGGAUCUGAUCCGAGGACAUUGGCUCACCCCCUGGCCGGACUUUGCCCUCAACGACACCUCUGGGCUCCUUGGGAGUUGGAGAAGUGCCCCGAGCACACCCGAUCCCAGGGUUGGGGGUGGGAAUGGGACUGGGAGGGAAGAGAGAAUACCGGUGGUGCCACACGAGCCACCGCUUCUGAAAUCAAUUCCUCUGGGCAGGUUCUUGGUCAGGAAACCCCAGACUUGAAGCUUGGCCUCUAGGCACAUGGGAGACUCAGUCACCAACAGCACUUGUCUUAGGAGUCUGCAGUCACAGGAUGUGAGAACUGACCUGUUUUAUGUCAAUCAUUUUGGGGAGUAGGUUAUUCAUUUUCUGAAUAGGAUAAUGAUGAUGUUUUGUUUUGUUCUGUUUAGCUUUGCUGCCUGUUUCCCCUUUUCAGACUGUGAGCCCAUUAUUGGGCAGGGACUGGCUCAAUCUGUU